Sipha flava (yellow sugarcane aphid) is the source of this 2826-nucleotide messenger RNA. RefSeq names its product transient receptor potential cation channel subfamily V member 5 (gene nan). Gene Ontology annotation, molecular function: protein binding; calcium channel activity. Gene Ontology annotation, cellular component: membrane. Bases 228 to 2786 code for a protein of 852 amino acids. The record is from RefSeq and is a predicted model, not a curated record. The transcript is spliced from 16 exons. Gene Ontology annotation, biological process: calcium ion import across plasma membrane. Lineage: Eukaryota; Metazoa; Arthropoda; Insecta; Hemiptera; Aphididae.
UGGGCACAUCUAUUCUCCAGUACGAUCGAAUCCGACCUCGCCCGGCCUCGACCUAACAACCGGUGCCCAAACAGUACACGUCGUACACACCGCGUACUACACAGCCAUAUCGUUGUAUAUUAUUCUCGUCCGUUUCCCCCCCGUGUCCGUCCCGACCGGCUCGUCACGCGUUCCGAACAGUCAGCGGUCGUGACCACGACCGUGGUCAGUGUCAGCCGCGAGACCACAUGGGAAACACCGAGAGCAAUGUGGCCAGUGGCGUCAAGAAGCAGGUGGACACGUCAUCAUUGCAGAUUUACAAUCUGGUCGACCUGAAAGGUUGUGGUCUUCUAGUGGACCUGAUGAAAAAAGCCGUACAGACGAAAAACUUCACGGAGUUGGAUAUUGCGAUCAAAACGCAAGUGGAACCGAUGUUGUACAAUAAGGGUGAAGGCAGGAUGAUACCUAUCGCCAAACUCGUGUUGCUGAGAAAUCGCGAUCGGUCCAGAGCGAAAUGGCUUCCGCCACUAAAGAACAUGGAGGAUCCCAAUGAAUAUGACAUCGAAAAAGACAUUCCCACCAUCGAAGAAUUGGAAAAGCUGGGAGAAGUGCAAUACCGAGAAGUGUGUUGGGAUCUGAAGGAACGGGGUACCGUGGGUGAGACGGCAUUACAUUUGUGUUUGCUUAACGCCACGUCGAUACACGCGGACUUGGCCAAAAGGCUAUUACAUUUCUAUCCAAAACUCGUCAACGAUAUUUACAUGAUCGACGAGUAUUACGGAGAGAGCGUUUUGCACAUGGCCAUCGUCAACGAAGACCCAGCUAUGGUAAAAGUUCUGAUGGACAGUGGGGCCAAUCUAAAUGAACGAUGUUUCGGCAAUUUCAUGAGCACCGAGGACCAAAAAGCUUCCAGAUCGGAUUCACUAGACCACGAAUGGGUGAACCUGUGUCCCGAUACCAACUACGAGGGAUACGUUUACUGGGGCGAAUAUCCACUGUCGUUUGCAGCGUGCCUUGGCCAGGAGGAGAGCUAUCGUUUGAUGUUGGCCAGAGGUGCGGACCCCAAUAACCAGGAUACCAACGGCAACACAGUGCUGCAUAUGCUGGUGAUUUACGAAAAAAUACCAACGUUCGACAUGGCCUACGAGAUCGGGGCGGAGCUGAACAUCCGUAACGUGCAAAAUCUGACGCCUCUCACGCUGGCCGCGAAACUGGCUCGGAUCCAAAUGUUCUUCCACAUACUCAAAAUCGAACGGGAAAUCUAUUGGCAAAUCGGCAGUAUUACUUGUGCCGCAUAUCCUCUGACCCAAAUCGAUACCAUUGACAACGACACCGGGCAGAUCAGCAGAAACUCCGCACUUAACUUGGUCGUGUUUGGCGAAAGCCCGGAGCACUUGGAAAUGAUGGACGGUGUGUUGGUGGAUCUGUUAAAUGCCAAAUGGAACGCGUUCGUGAAAUUUCGUUUCUACAGGCAGUUCAUCCUGUUCGCGUUCUACUUUUCCAUAUCCAUGGUGUGCUUUGUGCUGCGUCCCGGACCGCCUCCCACCGGUCUUAAGCCACCGCUGAUCAACUACACAUCCACGUCAACCACGGUGGCCACCACGCCACUGGACUUCAUGGACAACGAGUCGCUGUUACCAGACAACGUGGUCUACGAUGAGAUGAUGAUCGCGGGUGGUGGCCCGGUCGAACUGGAGCCGUUGCAGCCCGCGGUCACCGAGGAAAUGAUGGUGAUGCCGACGGAAGAUCCGUACAACGGUACCGGCGGCGCUAUCACGCCACUGAUUUACGAAGACGGUAACGGCGGCACCGUGAACCUGCACGGGAAGAGCUCAAGUUCAGACAGGGGCAAACACAGGAACACUUGGAACCAAGCUAACCGUACGGUCAGAACCAACUACACGUUCAAUUACAACAAGUCGAGAAAAUUUUGGUGGAACAAGAGACAAAAGGUUUGCAGACUCAUGGCUGUGCAUUCGACAGACGACUUGAUUAGAAUGGGCUCGGAAGUGGCCAUGUUUAUGGGUGCAUUUUUGUAUUUACUGGCCGCCGUCAGAGAAGCUGGUUUUUUGGGAUUGCAGAUGUUCAUUGAAAACUUGGCCAUAGCACCAGCAAGAGUGAUGUUUCUGUUCUCUUGUCUGCUCAUGAUGACCAUACCGCCGCUGAGGCUGACGUGCUACGACAAAGCCGAGGACUGUAUAGCCGUAAUCAUCAUGUUGACUACUUGUCCGUACUUUUUGUUCUUCUGCAGGGGUUUCAAGACCGUAGGGCCGUUCGUGGUCAUGAUAUACAGAAUGGUAAUGGGAGACUUGCUGAGGUUCGUGUCUAUAUACAUGGUGUUCGUGAUGGGAUUCUCGCAAGCUUAUUACGUGAUUUUUCUGUCGUAUGACAACCCGUUGACACCCGAGGGCAUCGACGACUCAGUGCUGAACCCGAUGCCCACACCGACCGAGUCCGUCAUGGCGAUGUUCCUCAUGUCCGUCAACACCUUCACCGAUUACUACACGGCGUUCGACAAGACCAGUCACACGUUGGUUGCAAAGUUCUGCUUCAUAGUUUUCAUGGUGAUCGUGGCCAUACUGCUGGUGAACAUGUUGAUCGCCAUGAUGGGCAACACUUACCAGAAGAUCGCGGAAACCCGAAACGAGUGGCAGAGACAAUGGGCUCGAAUCGUUUUGGUGGUGGAGAGAGGCGUAAGUCCGGCUCAAAGGCUGAUAAAGCUCAUGUACUAUUCGCAACCGAUGUCGGAUGGCCGCAGAGCUCUGGUGUUGCGACUCAAUCAGACGGUAAGACAAAAUUUAAUAUAAAUUAGAAAUAAUCAAUAGUUCAAUUAAAUUAAAAAAAAAA